Molecule: messenger RNA, 1677 nt
Organism: Lathyrus sativus (Indian pea)
Lineage: Eukaryota; Viridiplantae; Streptophyta; Magnoliopsida; Fabales; Fabaceae
Source: the annotation of a GenBank genome assembly
AUGGGAACCAUUUCAAACCUAACAAACACUCUCCCACUCCACAUUCGAAAAUUCAAAUUCCCAUCUUCUUCUUCUUCUUCUUCAUCUUCAUCUUAUCGUUUUCCUCUCUCUACUCUCUCAUGUUCCAUUCCAGAACCAGAACCACAACCCAACACCGCAACUUCUAUUUCCAAAACCCCUAAUUCCAAUGCCAAUUCCUAUUUCCCAAAACGCGGCCAAAUCCUCGAAUUGCUCUGCGAAUCCCUCGCUUUCAAAGGCAAAGGUCUAUGCAAAGUCACCGAUACCGGUUUUGUUGUCAUGUGCGACCGUGCACUUCCCGGCGAACGCUUCAUCGGACGUAUUACUCGGAAAAAAGAUAAUUACGCUGAAGCAACUAAGCUUCACACUUUAACUCCUCCUUUUGAUACCGUAGAUGCACCUUGUGUCUAUGUUCCUCAUUGUGGUGGUUGCAAGACGCAGAAUCUGCUUUAUCAUGCUCAGGUUAAAGCUAAAGAGGAACAGGUUCGUGAAUUAAUCAUACAUGUUGGAAGGUUUUCUCAAAAGGAUUUAGAAUUGCAUGGGAUAAUGAAGCCUAUUGUUCCAUGUGAUAUUCAAUUUCAUUAUAGAAACAAGAUGGAAUUCUCAUUUGGUCCAUAUAAAUGGUUGCCUAAAGAGUCGAUGCACGAAAGAAAUGUUGAUGGUGGAAGUGAAAAUUAUGCACUUGGAUUGCAUGUUCCUGGUUUUUUUGAUAAAAUUAUAAAUGUGGACAAAUGCUUACUCCAAACUGAUCCUACUAAUAAAGUUCUUGCAGCUAUCCAAGAGUGUUGGAGGGAUCCACAACUUGGUUUCUCUCCCUACAAUGUUCAUUCACACGUAGGAUUUCUUAAGCAUUUGAUGCUGAGAAGUGGAAGGGAUGUAAUGACCGGUCUGCCUGAAGUAAUGGUCAACUUUGUGACAUCUUCCUACAAGCCCGAACUGCUGAAAGUCCUAGUCGAUAAAGUUUCGGCAUUUCCGGAAGUGGUAAGCAUCAUGAAUAAUGUGAAUACUUCUGUUGGAAACACAUCUGUUGGGGAGGAGGAAUACACUUUGCAUGGGAAAUCUAGCAUUACAGAGACUUUAAGAGGGCUUACCUUCCAAAUAUCAGCAAACUCUUUCUUCCAAACAAAUACUCAUCAGGCAGAAGUGUUGUAUAAACUGAUAGAAGAAUGUGCUGGCAUCAAAGGAGAUGGCUCAGAAAUUGUCCUUGACCUGUUUUGUGGAACAGGCACCAUAGGUCUUACACUUGCCAGAAGUGUAAAGCAUGUUUAUGGCUAUGAAGUAGUUCCUCAAGCCAUUGCAGAUGCCCGACUUAAUGCCAAGUUAAAUGACAUACAAAAUGCAACAUUUGUUCAGGGGGAUCUCAAUAAAAUUGAUGAGAACUUCGGGAAGAAUUUUCCUAAACCAGACAUUGUUAUUUCAGAUCCCAACCGCCCAGGGAUGCACAUGAAGUUGAUUAAAUUCCUGCUAAAUCUUAAGGCGCCUCGCAUAGUUUAUGUAUCAUGCAAUCCUGCCACAUGUGCACGGGACCUUGAUUAUCUAUGUCAUGGUGUGGCAGAGCUGAAUAUAAAAGGGUGUUACAAGCUAAUAAGCCUACAGCCAGUUGACAUGUUCCCACACACACCUCAUAUUGAGUGUGUUUGCCUUUUGGAGCUUUGUUGA